GAUAGGAAUUGUGAGCACGGAGGCCUGAGGAGGGUGAGAGCCAGUGUAGACGACCCAGCCACUCUACCUAUCCUCUGUCUGAGUACUUUGGGGAAAGGCUGCCAGUCAGCAGGGCCGGGAGCCACCUACCUUAGGGCCCCCACCUGCCUGCCCCUCCUUGCCAUUCAGUGCCUGCUAAGAACGGGAAUCGAGAACCGGCGAGGGAGAGAAGAAAUGGAGCCAGACAAGAUUCAGAUAAAGCUUGACCCCAGGUACACGGCAGAUCUUGUGGAAGUACUGAAAACCAAUUACAACAUCCCCUCUGCCUGCUUCUCUCUCCCUCCCACUGCGGCCCAACUUCUGAGAGCACUGGGCCCUGUGGAAAUUGCCCUCACGGUCAUCAUGACGUUGCUUGCCUUGGGCUCAAUUGCCAUCUUCCUGGAGGAUGCCAUCUACCUGUACAAGAACACCCGUUGCCCCAUCAAGAGGAGGACGCUGCUGUGGAUCAGCUCUGCACCCACGGUGGUGUCUGUGUUCUGCUGCUUUGGUCUCUGGAUCCCUCGUUCCCUCAUGCUCGUGGAAAUGGCCAUAACCUCGUUUUAUGCGGUGUGCUUUUACCUGCUGAUGCAGGUCAUGGUGGAAGGCUUUGGCGGGAAGGAGGCAGUAGUGAGGACACUGAAGGACACACCGAUGAUGAUCCAUACGGGCCCCUGCUGCUGCUGCUGCCCCUGCUGCCCCAAACUCAUGCUCACCAGGAAAAAGCUUCAGCUGCUGAUGUUGGGCCCAUUCCAGUAUGCCUUCUUCAAGAUAAUGCUGGGCCUGGUGGGCCUGUUUCUCAUCCCUGACGGCAUCUAUGACCCAGCAGAUAUUUCUGAGGAGAGCACAGCUCUAUGGAUCAACACUUUCCUCGGUGUAUCCACCCUGCUGGCUCUCUGGACCCUGGGCAUCCUUUUCCGUCAAGCCAAGCUGCACUUGGGCGAGCAGAACAUAGGAGCCAAAUUUGUUCUAUUCCAGGUGCUGCUCAUCCUGACUGCCCUGCAGCCAUCCAUCUUCUCAGUCUUGGCCAAUGGUGGGCAGAUUGCUUGUUCGCCUCCCUUUUCCUCUAAAAUCAGGUCUCAAGUGAUGAAUUGCCACCUCCUUGUACUGGAGACUUUUCUGAUAACUGUGCUGACACGAAUAUACUACAGAAGGAAAGACGACAAUGUUGGAUAUGAAUCUUUCUCUUCUCCAGACCUGGAUUUGAACCUCAAAGCCUGAGGCGGAUGGCUUGGACAAUGAAAGAGAUACUGUACCCAUGAGAUGGGCACAAGAUUUCUUUACUGUCCCUCAAUACUGACCAAAUGGGAAAGAUUCCAUUGUCAGUACAAGCUGGCGAAUUACAUUUGACUAUAGAGAUGAAGGUGAAUUCUGUAAUAGG
This is a messenger RNA of Pteronotus mesoamericanus, 1396 nucleotides long. It is a transcript of the gene SLC51A, whose product is annotated as solute carrier family 51 member A. Gene Ontology annotation, molecular function: transporter activity. The transcript is spliced from 9 exons. Bases 214 to 1236 code for a protein of 340 amino acids. The record is from RefSeq and is a predicted model, not a curated record. Gene Ontology annotation, cellular component: endoplasmic reticulum membrane; plasma membrane. NCBI's taxonomy places the organism in Eukaryota, Metazoa, Chordata, Mammalia, Chiroptera, Mormoopidae. Gene Ontology annotation, biological process: bile acid and bile salt transport.